AUGAGUGUUAAAUCCAACAAAAUUUGUGGCGUUUGCGGUGAUAAAGCAAAUAUCCGAAAUUACGGGGCAUUAACAUGCGAGCCCUGUAAGGCAUUUUUCCGGAGAUAUGCGUUUAGAUCCGAGUCUAUCAAAUGUUCAUCAAAUGGCGGGUGUCUUAUAAACCUCAUGACGAGGGGUUUCUGUAAGAAAUGCAGAAUUGAUAAGUGUUUGGCUAUUGGAAUGAGAAAGGAAAUCAUUAGGACUGCAGAGGAAAAACUGAGACAAAGGCUAUUGAUUGAAGAAAAUCGUCUUAAGAAACAAAAACUCAAUGAUUGUUCAGAUUCUGUGAACUCGACCACCGAUUCCCUGAUUAUUAAUUCAAAUGAUUCUCAAUCUAUAGUCAAAACUGACUUUAUUGUGGAAUUAUUUGUUCUUGACCUGCAAGAGCUGGAUGAAAUCACAAAAACUGAUCACACGGUUAAGACACUCGUGCAAUACCUAAAGGGAUUGAACGGAUUUACUGGAAUGUGCUCUGAAGACCAGUUAAUAUUAGUUACCGGUGCUUACCAUGAGCUCAUUGCAAUACUGCUAUUCGAUCCAAACCGACCUAAUAUAACACAUCAACAAACUAUAAGACUCGAACAGCAACUAUACAUAUAUUUACUGCAAAGAUAUCUAGUAAUGAAAUAUGGAUUGGAAUGGGAGUCAAGACUUCAGAAACUGAUGAUCACAUUAAGGGACUUACAAGUGAUGAUUGAAUUGAGGAGGAUAUACCAAUACACCAGAAACUUUGGGGCAUUAACUUGUGGACCAUGCAAGGCUUUUUAUAGGAGAUAUGCAUUAAAACCAGAGGAAUUUGUCAGAAAUACAGAGGAAAAUGAAAGGAUGAAGCAUUUGAUUGAAGAAAAUAAACGCAAGAGAAAAGAAUGCAAUGAAUGUACAGAUUCUGUGGACUCGACAACCAGUCCAUCAAAUCUAUCAUCAGAUGAAUCGCAAGAUUAG
Molecule: messenger RNA, 981 nt
Organism: Oppiella nova
Lineage: Eukaryota; Metazoa; Arthropoda; Arachnida; Sarcoptiformes; Oppiidae
Source: the annotation of a GenBank genome assembly